UAUUUUAUUAGAAGUAGUAGAGGAGGUUUAUGCGAGCCGUGGGUGGAGAGGGAGCCAGGAGAGCCGGCUGAUGCCUAGUAAGAUGAUGGCUGCAACAACCCGGGUCGCUCUCCUGGCAAGGUCCUUCUCCACCUCGGGGGCAACCAAGCAGUUGGUGCAGCCCCCAAUACAGGUGUUUGGCUUAGAGGGUCGUUAUGCCACUGCUCUCUACUCGGCAGCCUCAAAAAAGAAGGCACUAGAUGCUGUUGAUAAGGAUAUGAAAACAUUUUCUGAACUUUUGAAGGUAGAUUCCCAGCUUAAGGAGUUCCUUAUAAAUCCCCUUCUCAGCAAGGAGCUCAAGAAGAGUGCCAUUGAUUCAGUGUUGGCUAAGAAGAGUGCCAAUCCACUUACAGUAAACCUGUUUGGUGUGCUUGCAGAAAAUGGGCGCAUGUCCAAUAUAGAAGCCGUCAUUAAUGCAUUUGCAAUCAUCAUGGCUGCAGUUCGAGGUGAAAUAGUGUGUGAAGUCACUACUGCUAAGCCCUUGGAUGCUGCUGCCAAGAAAGAACUAGAGUCAUCACUUAAAGCAUUCCUGCAGCCAGGACAGAGCCUUCAGCUGAAUUUGAAGGUUGAUCCAUCAAUCAUUGGUGGCAUGUUGGUUUCAAUUGGUGAUAAGUACAUAGACAUGUCGAUGGCUUCCAAGAUCAACAAGUUUACUUCACUUCUCAGUCAAGCUGUCUAGACUGUUGUAUUUAUAAAAGAUGUAUAGUUAUCCUCAAGCCUGUAAAAGUUGUGGUAUGUGUGGUUAUAAUGGAGAGAGAUCAUUCAUUAUUAAACUUCUGUGAAUGUUCCCACUAAAUUAGUGGUUUUCAUUAUUAAACAUAGUUUAUAUAAAGUGAACUGAGGAAUGUAUAUGUAAAUUAAAAUAUUAAUGUAA
Molecule: messenger RNA, 913 nt
Organism: Procambarus clarkii (red swamp crayfish)
Lineage: Eukaryota; Metazoa; Arthropoda; Malacostraca; Decapoda; Cambaridae
Gene: ATPsynO
Product: ATP synthase subunit O, mitochondrial
Biological process (GO): proton motive force-driven mitochondrial ATP synthesis
Molecular function (GO): proton-transporting ATP synthase activity, rotational mechanism
Source: RefSeq, a predicted model, not a curated record